Messenger RNA from Xenopus laevis (African clawed frog), 3657 nucleotides. RefSeq names its product family with sequence similarity 174 member B S homeolog (gene fam174b.S). Gene Ontology annotation, cellular component: membrane. NCBI's taxonomy places the organism in Eukaryota, Metazoa, Chordata, Amphibia, Anura, Pipidae. Bases 425 to 862 code for a protein of 145 amino acids. The record is from RefSeq and is a predicted model, not a curated record. The transcript has 3 exons.
CCCGCCGAAGUGGAGAGAUCCGGACGAGUCCACCUAUAAUUAUUAUGAUCAGCAGCAGCUGUGACAGCUCCUCGUGCGCCCCAACCCACAAGGGAACCAAUCGUCAGCUUUCUUAUCACCCUCCCACGUGUGCCUGCCUGUGUCCCUCUCUAUCAAAUGAUUCACUGCAACGUGGUGUAAAAACUCUUCCGGGUUCCCGAUCCCAUUUCCUGCGCUGGGCUAAACACAGGGAUCGGCGGGAGCUGCAAGGGGAGUGGGACUUGGGAAGAGCAGAAGAAGCCGAGCCGUCUGUGUUCGCGUUGCUACAAAAUCCCCCCCGUGUCCUGACAGGGUGUCAAAUCUCCCAGCAGCUGCCGCCGGAGGAGGGAUCCAUAGACAACAGUGCGCAGCUCACAGCGGGCACCUGAGCGGGAGCAAGGACAUCAUGAAGGUUCUGCUGCUCUCUGCGCUUGUCUGUCUGUUCUUAUACCAUGAAGCGCUCGGAGCCCCAUUGGAGAUGUUGAAAAUGGAAGCUUCCAUCGCAGCCAGUCAUGGGGGUAACCGCACCACGGAAAGCCCGUUACUCCGGGGCAACUCCACGGCGAAGGUAUCCCGCUUUAAUGUCAUCGAGAAGUACAUGCCCACCAUCAAGAACGUCUUCAUCUUCGUGUGUGGCCUGAGCACCUUCCUCAUCUUGUGUCUCCUCAUCAAGAUAUUCAGGUCUGGAAAAAGAAUACGAAAAACUCGCAAAUAUGACAUAAUUACGACUCCUGCUGAACGGGUAGAGAUGGCGCCUCUAAAUGACGAUAACUAUGAGGACGAAGAUGCAACAGUAUUUGACAUAAAAUACAGAUACAGACUCCUGUGCGAUGGAAGGGGUUAACUGCUGAGCUAAUGAUUGUGACACUGCCAAAUAUCCGCAAGGAUGUGAUUGUAUGUCUUUAUUUUAACUUGCUGCUAUGUGAUCUGUGUUCUGUGGGGUUUUUUUUUCUGUUCUGUUAUGUGUGGUUAUUGGGGAGGGAAAAAACAAGCUAAAAAUAGUAUUUGUUAUUUGUCAUUCCUUUUUGAUUAGCUUUUUAAUGACUGCAAGACCUCAUCUGUGCUUUAAUUACCCGUUUGUUUAAGCCAACUAACUAAGCAUGCUGGCUGCAUAGUAAGGCAAUAUGGGGCUGAUACAUGUUACAAGACAUGAGACUGGAGCCUUGUUCUGACUGGCCCACGCUGUCUGAACCAUAUGGCAAAAUACACACACCCCAAGACGCUCCUUCAGUUUACUGAGCAAUUCCCAGGAAUGUCAGCCAGUCAGGAAUAUGGCAUGCACACGAAGGCAUCUAGAUAUACAUGCCUCCAUCAACCCUUGAGUACUUGCUCUUAGUUUAGUAGGGUUGCCGACUCAUCCUUCACAUUCUGAUACUGGCAAUUCCUUGCAAAUUACUACUUCCUCUGGUUUUGUCAAUUAAAUGGGUAUGUGUCCCUGUCGCCAGACAAUGAGAGUGUAGGUGGCUACACAAAUACCGAAAUGUUAUAGGCACGCCUAUCAGACCAUAGACCACAUCCAUCAGUAUUCCGAGUGCUCAGAGGAAUAAUGGGGUUUCCUUGCUAAUCAGAUAAUCACUAGCACUGGGGAGGCAAGCCUGUAUGUAAAGUCUUUCAGGCUGCUCACCGUUUACUCCUCAUGAUUCGCGUGCACUCCGCCCCAAACCCUGCGCUUAAAGGAAAAUUCGACCCUUUAGCAAAAAAAAAAAAAACCCUAACCCCCACCCCACAUACACCCUCCUCCCCCCAGCCUAACUGCCCCACUGGUGAAAUGCCCCUAACUUUUUACUUGUCCCUCGGCACAGAUUCAGGCAUCGGAUUUCCACGCAGCCAUCUUCCGGGUCUUGGGUAAGCUGAGACGAAGACUGGCGGAGCAGCGCUUGUGCAGCUGGAGCGAUUUACUGGUGUGUGACAACUGCGCAUGAGCCAAAAUGGACUGGAAUUGCGGGAUGAAGACGCAAAGACCCGGAAGAUGGCUGCAGUUAACUCCAAUGCCUGAAUCUGUGCAGAGGGUUAAGUAAAAAGUUAGGCGCAUUUCCCUGGGGGGAGGCAGGAGGGUGCUCUACGUGUGGUGGGGGGUAGGGGUUUUUGCUAAAGGGGUUGAAUUCUCCUUUAAUAUCUGGAGUGGUCCCCUUUUAGUCUCUAAAGAAUUGCAUAGACCCAAACGCGUCAGACGCUUAUUUGUAAACCAAAUGCAUUAAUAAAACACAUACAUUUUUAACUUGAAUGUUGAAGUUGGUGGUUUCUGUGGAGAUCCGGAGUGCACUGCUACAAUUGGUGGUCACCUAUUAGACCAUGUGCAUAAAGAGUAAUUUAAAAGGACGAGUUGGUAACCCUAUAGUGCAGAAGCAAUUCUAGAGACCUUUGUGGUUUAGGAACACCUGGCCGUCUUCACUUUAUUGUUCCCAGAGUAACAGUUGUGUAGAUUAUGUUUUUAGCAGUGCCUCAUGUCAACAUAACCUUUCUAAAAAGGCUUCCCAAUAAUAAUAAUAAUAAAAAUGACUCCUUUACUAAUACCAACAGCUGAGGAUGAUGAUUCUUCAAUGAAACGUUAUGUUCCUGGAUCAGCUGUACCUGCAGGGAGCACCCUUGCCACUAUCUCGUGAUGCUUUGGCAAUUUCUGUAGGAUACAAAUGUCUAUUAACACAGGUGCUCAUCUGUGCAUGUAGGAUACUGUUCUCCUGUUGACUAUUUAAUUCCUUCAGUUUUAGUCAUUAUGGACCACACAGGUCUCGGUUGCUCUCUGUUAUAUCAGACUUGCUUGCUCUGAAACCUGCAUAUCUGGGUUCUCUUCCCAGAGUGCAUUAAACUGCUGCUGCUGCUUUAACUCUUUAACUGCUGGACAGGUCUUCAAAGCAUCAUUUCCCCAUUUUAGUUUUUUUUUUUUUUUCAGUUGUUGCGUUGCAAAUCUUUACCUUUUUUUUUUUUUUUGUUAUUUAAAUAUAGUAUACAUUAUACGUGGUCAAUUUUGAACUGAAUAGAGGUUUUAUUAAUUUAUAUUACCAAUAAGUUGUACAUAAAAUAUGUUCGAAUAUAUAUUUCUAUAGCGCACAUGGGUUUAUGCCAGUGAAAAUCGUUUUUUUAUCCCUAUAUGGUCCAAUUGCCUGCAGGAGUUUUCAGGACUUUUAUGUUAAAGGUAAAAGCACACUCCAGGGAAAAGAGGCCAGUAACCUUCUACUAUCCUGUUUUCUGCUGGGAAACACAAGUCUCCAAACUGCAAAAAAAAAAAAAUGUAAGCAUAAUACAGAAACAAUGGCAUUGUGUUCUCUUAUUAAGCACACUGAGUGCCAAUGAACUGUAUACUAUAACAUGAACAAUACACUGUCCGUGUCUCUAUUAACAGGCCAAUCGAGUAUGGUUAUUUGAUUUUCUUUGGGUUUUUUUUUCUCAAUAUUUCCCUUUACAUAACAUGAAACCUGCUUAGAAUGUGUAGAUUUAAGGUCUGUCACUUUUAAAUCUAUAAUUGUCCUGUUUUCUCACAUAAUACAGAUAUUAAAUUACAAAAAAAAACAAAACUCACAGCUGUUGUAUUCCGACUCAAGUCUCCCGUCAAUGGAAACUGAUUUUUUUUUUGUUGUUGUGUUUUGUUGACACUCCAUUGUCAUUGCUAUGGUGAAUUUCUGUUGCAAAUAAAAUGUUCUU